AAAAGCGAAUUCUGUUUCACUCCAAUUUAGAGUUCAUGCGUGAAAUGGUUUGAAAAAUGGAUAAAUGUGUAGUGACUGAUUUCGAAAAAGUUUGUCGUAUUUGUAUGAAAUUCGAUAAAACAUUUCUAUCGAUUGCUUCAUUUAAAAUAAUUGAUAUGAUAAUAGCGUGUGCUUCUGUACAGAUUUGGGAAAAUGAUGAUCUACCAAAUCAAAUAUGCCAAGCUUGUUUUCUUCAAUUGCAAAAUACUAUCAAUUUCAAAGAAUUAUGUGAAAAUUCCGACAAUGCAUUUCGUCAAAUUAUUAAACAGAAUAAAGUUAAACUAUCGAAUAAUCAAAAUGAUUUUGAUAACGUAAAAGAUGAAGAAUUCGAAAAUUACGCCGAUGAUAAUUUUAUAGACAUCAAAGAAGAAGAAGAUGUUUCGGAAAAAAUCACAAAUGAAAAUACAUUGGAAAAGAUAAAAAUUCGAAUUAAUCACAAUGAAGCUGACUCCAAAAAAACAGAAACAAUUAACAUGCUGAAAAUAGAAAACAAAAUUAAACCGGAAUUGAAUGGAUUGCAAAUUCAAACGAAAUCCGAAGAGGAAAGUGAUACUUCUGAAGAUAUUAACGAUGACGAAAAUGUAUUAGAAACGUUUGCUUGUGAGAAAUGUGAUCAAGAAUUUAAAAAAUUAUGGGCAUUAGGUGUACAUAUGCAUCAUAAACACAGAGCCAAAGCAUUAAAGUGCAAUAAAUGUGAAUUAAAAUUUUAUCAUCCAUUACAUUUAAAACAGCAUCAAGAAACAAUGCACAAUGCACCGAAUCUUACAUGCACUAAAUGUAAAAAAAUAUUUUCAAAUAUUUAUAAAUUAAAACGCCAUAAAUUAACACACUCAACUAAAAGAAUGAUACCUUGUCGACGAUGCGACAAAUCUUUCGCUGAUAAGCCAACGCUAAAAUGUCAUAUCAAGGAAGUACAUGAAUCUGUUCGGAAAUUUGUAACAUGUCAUAUUUGUGGUAAAUUAAUACAGAAAAAAAGUCUAAGAAAUCAUUUGAUGACACAUAACGAACGUAAAGAUAUCACUUGUGACAUAUGCUCAAAAACAUUCAUUAAUGAGCUUUCGUUUAAAACACAUAUUAAACAUAUGCAUGAGAAUCAAAAACCUGCUCGGAAUCAUUUAUGCAGUAUUUGUGGAUGGGCAUCAACGGCACCGUAUCAAUUACGUAGACAUUUAUUAAUUCAUACAAACGAACGACCAUUCAAGUGUGAUCAUUGUGAUAAAGCGUAUCGGCGACCGGAUCAUUUAAGAAAGCAUAUAACAAGCGAACAUUUAAAUCAACGAAAUUUUCAAUGUAAAUAUUGUCCACAAGCUUUUCAUGCGAAAAGAACUUUAGUGCAUCAUGAGCGACGACAUACAGGCGAAAAACCACAUAAAUGUGAAGUGUGUGGUAAAGGAUUUGCACAAAAUACUGCGUUGAAAAUUCAUACGAAAAUACAUACAAACUCAAAAGAGAAUCUUACGCGAAGCUGAUUUGAGAUGGCAGCAUUUUUCUUGAGAAAAGUACGGACGAUUAAGAGCUAGUUGCUGUAUCUCUUACAUACAUUCUAUGGAGGGUAGAGAUAAGGAAAACCAUCUCUGUAUAUAAAAGGUGUCCAUCGAAAAGCAACAAAAAAGGAUGGCGCUGCUGUAUCAAAAUUUUAAGUUGUAAAAGAAGUGCUCAAAGUAAUAAGAACAAGUAAAGAUUUAAACAAGUUUUUAGAGAAGGAUGGAUGAGUUCCCAUCAAACACCUUUUCCUACACAAGCACCAUUCUGGUCAAUUUUAGAACUGUUAUUUGCUGUUUUCGGUUGGACACUUUUUUACUUUAAGAUGGUUUUCCUAAAUUUUAUUGUCUUUAAGAUAGUAUAGCAGUAUCGAAACGGGAAACAGUCAAAUCCGCAAUUAUUUUUUAAUUGUUUUUUU
This is a messenger RNA of Chrysoperla carnea, 1939 nucleotides long. RefSeq names its product gastrula zinc finger protein XlCGF57.1-like. Gene Ontology annotation, biological process: regulation of transcription by RNA polymerase II. The record is from RefSeq and is a predicted model, not a curated record. The transcript is spliced from 3 exons. Gene Ontology annotation, molecular function: zinc ion binding; RNA polymerase II cis-regulatory region sequence-specific DNA binding; DNA-binding transcription factor activity, RNA polymerase II-specific. Lineage: Eukaryota; Metazoa; Arthropoda; Insecta; Neuroptera; Chrysopidae. Gene Ontology annotation, cellular component: nucleus. Bases 57 to 1508 code for a protein of 483 amino acids.